CCUCCGCCCGCCCUCCGGCCCCUGUCGCCCCAGCCCGCGCGCCCCGCUCCCACCCCGGGUUCCUGGUUAAGAUGGCGUCUCCCGCGACCGUGCAGGCCGGGAAACUUCUGCGAAGCCCAGCGCUCCAGCCCCGGUUCCUGGCCGCCAGGUCCCAGGCAAUUCAGUUAACCUCCAGAAGAUGGCUGAAUCUUCAGGAAUACCAGAGCAAGAAGUUGAUGUCUGAGCAUGGAGUGAGAGUUCAAAGAUUCUUUGUAGCAAACACUGCAAAUGAAGCUCUGGAGGCUGCUAAAAGACUAAAUGCCAAAGAAAUUGUAUUAAAAGCCCAGAUCUUAGCUGGAGGAAGAGGAAAAGGUGUCUUCAGUAGUGGUUUGAAAGGAGGUGUUCAUUUAACUAAAGACCCUAAAGUUGUGGGACAGCUGGCUAAACAGAUGAUUGGGUAUAAUCUAGCAACGAAACAAACUCCAAAAGAAGGUGUGAAAGUUAACAAGGUGAUGGUUGCUGAAGCCCUGGACAUUUCCAGAGAAACCUACUUGGCCAUUCUGAUGGACAGGUCCUAUAGUGGCCCUGUGCUGGUGGGCAGUCCCAAGGGCGGUGUUGAUAUUGAAGAGGUGGCAACUUCCAAUCCAGAACUUAUCUUUAAGGAGCAGAUUGACAUUUUUGAAGGGAUAAAGGACAGUCAGGCUCAGCGGAUGGCAGAAAAUCUGGGCUUCCUUGGGCCUUUGAAAAACCAGGCUGCCGAUCAAAUUAAGAAGCUGUAUAAUCUCUUCCUGAAAGUUGAUGCUACUCAGGUGGAAGUGAAUCCCUUUGGUGAAACUCCAGAAGGACAAGUUGUCUGUUUUGAUGCAAAGAUAAACUUUGAUGAUAAUGCUGAAUUCCGACAAAAGGACAUAUUUGCUAUGGACGACAAAUCUGAGAAUGAGCCCAUUGAAAAUGAAGCUGCCAAGUAUGAUCUAAAAUACAUAGGACUGGAUGGCAACAUUGCUUGCUUUGUGAAUGGUGCAGGACUGGCUAUGGCAACUUGUGACAUCAUUUUCCUCAAUGGUGGGAAGCCAGCCAACUUCUUGGACCUUGGAGGUGGUGUAAAAGAAGCUCAAGUAUAUCAUGCAUUCAAGUUGCUCACAUCUGAUCCUAAGGUUGAAGCCAUCCUUGUCAAUAUUUUUGGUGGUAUUGUCAAUUGUGCCAUCGUUGCCAAUGGGAUCACUAAGGCCUGCCGGGAGCUAGAACUCAAAGUGCCCCUUGUGGUACGCCUUGAAGGAACCAAUGUCAAGGAGGCCCAGCGCAUCCUCAGCAACAGUGGACUCCCCAUAACUUCAGCCGUGGAUCUGGAGGAUGCAGCAAAGAAGGCAGUGGCCAGUGUAACAAGGAAGUGAUGACCUCAUUCUGAGCCCCAGGAGAAGGGAUGAUUCUCUCUUUAAAUGGCUUUUUCUCGGGAAAGAGUAUGGAGAUGAGCAAGAAUCACUGUAUGAAAAAAUCUGAAAUCUGACUUUUCUCAACUAAGAUAUAUAGGAUGUCUGAAUCUGAAUUUACUUAUGUAGUCCUUAU
Messenger RNA from Perognathus longimembris pacificus (Pacific pocket mouse), 1542 nucleotides. RefSeq names its product succinate-CoA ligase GDP-forming subunit beta (gene Suclg2). Gene Ontology annotation, molecular function: ATP binding; metal ion binding; succinate-CoA ligase (GDP-forming) activity. NCBI's taxonomy places the organism in Eukaryota, Metazoa, Chordata, Mammalia, Rodentia, Heteromyidae. Bases 72 to 1370 code for a protein of 432 amino acids. The record is from RefSeq and is a predicted model, not a curated record. Gene Ontology annotation, biological process: succinyl-CoA metabolic process; tricarboxylic acid cycle. The transcript has 11 exons. Gene Ontology annotation, cellular component: mitochondrion; succinate-CoA ligase complex.